Molecule: messenger RNA, 475 nt
Organism: Myxozyma melibiosi
Lineage: Eukaryota; Fungi; Ascomycota; Lipomycetes; Lipomycetales; Lipomycetaceae
Exons: 1
Coding region: 31-432 (133 amino acids)
Source: RefSeq, a predicted model, not a curated record
GUGUGUUUAUUCUAUUAUAAUUGCUUUUAUAUGCUGUUCUUCUUCUUCUUCUCCUUCUUCUUAUUCCUACUAUCUACUUCUCUUCUUUCUCACUGCUCUCCCUCGUCCACGGUGCUCGUGGAAGCGCAUGGCGGCGGCGGUGUGGGACGUGGCUGCUGCUGCACCCUUGGUCUCUCCAUCCAGGUCCCUCCUCGCCCGCACCCAACCGGCCAUGUACACACAUUAUUUCUACAUCGUCAGAAUCCCCCUCUCCUCCCCAUCACAGUCCAGCAACUUCUACACCAAUUGCUCCUCCGCCGCGCCCGCAAUGCCUCCGAACACCCCCCAGCCCCGGCACCGCCACAAAGCAGCCAAUCGCGCCUAUCCGCUUCUGCGCACGUGACUGUUAUCACUCACGUGACAGGACUCAGAACUGCGGCAGCCGCAAAGUAGUUUCAGGCACGGAAAUGCGGCUCGGAGCAGAAUAAUUAUUUGC